Molecule: messenger RNA, 534 nt
Organism: Paramuricea clavata
Lineage: Eukaryota; Metazoa; Cnidaria; Anthozoa; Malacalcyonacea; Plexauridae
Source: the annotation of a GenBank genome assembly
AUGGCGGAGAAAUGGCGAAAGUUCAAAGAAGAUAUGAAAAAAAAACGCUUGAGUGGGAAGAGCCAAAAAGGGAAAGAUGUUUCCAAACGUGAAAUAACUGUUCAAAUGUUAAGCGCGGACGUGUCGGGCAAGGCCCAAAAGUAUUCACGUAUCGGCCCAAGGGAAUUUGUCCAGUUAUAUGACGACGACGAUGAAGAUCUAGAUCGAUUUUAUACAAAAGAAGAGAUGACAAUUGAACGAGUGAAGGAUGCAUGCCUGAAACAUUUUGAACCGAAGGUUGGAAACAAUGUUGUAUGUGAUAUUCUUGCCGGUGAGCAAGGACCUUUCUGCGCAUCCUUGAAGCAAAUACCUAAUAUGAAUCUUAUAUACGUCAGAUUCAUAAACAAAAGCUCGACAGCAGAUGCGCCUGUAUUCGUUGAUGAUACUGACCCAGUUCAUCCGCAAAGCACAACUGUAAAACGAAAGGGCCCUAACUCUGUUCCAAGUCCAAAAAAGCUAAAAUCUCAACACCAAUGCCUAAGAGUCUCUCGGUAA